Molecule: messenger RNA, 4247 nt
Organism: Anarrhichthys ocellatus (wolf-eel)
Lineage: Eukaryota; Metazoa; Chordata; Actinopteri; Perciformes; Anarhichadidae
Product: nuclear valosin-containing protein-like
Exons: 9
Coding region: 2663-3577 (304 amino acids)
Molecular function (GO): ATP hydrolysis activity; ATP binding
Source: RefSeq, a predicted model, not a curated record
UUUCCAGCAGUUCGGUGGCUUUAAUAAAAGCGUUCAGAUAUUUCCUUCCGUAUGUGCUCUGUGAUAUACAAUCCUGCCUUACAGCCUGGUAGAAUGGGAACACGGUGAAAGUCUCUCUGGGCUCUGGCUCCCUCAGCAGAUACUGAGCCGCCUUCUUCAGCAACGAGGGAUCGCAGCACGGCCGAACCUCUGGACAUGGCUGAAGGUAAUGGUUCACAUAAUCUUCAUAAACCUCCUGCCGGGAAACCUCCGCCUGUUCUUCUGUUCUGUGAUCGUCCUUCAUGACUGCUACACCGUCAGACCAGGCCUAGAACAUAAAAGGAGGAAGUAAUUACCCUAAAAUAACCUUACGAGGAAGUGAAAGUGAGAGCAGCUUUUCUCUCAUGGCGUAUGUGCAAAUAGUAUAAACGUUUUUCUUAAACAGGUAUUUAUUCACAAUUUAAAGUAAAUCUGAGUUUACAAAUACAAUAACUUAAAAAAACUAAAUAACAAGAAUAAAUAAAGCUUUUUACAUCACAAUGAAACUGUAAGCUACAAUUAAAAUAGAUUAGCUUAUUUUGUGUUUGAUACAAAUAAAUUAGAAAAUAUAUACUAAUAAAGAAAUUGGGUAAAAACGAGAUUGAGGGUCUGUGCACGAAGUAUAAUUAAUUUGCCAUUGUUGCUGUUGUAUAAUGAACAAUGUCAGUUUAGGGGCAUUAGCUAAUCUCAUUGGUCUACUUGUGUUAAUGUGUAUUCUGCUAUGUGUUGUUCGAUAGCCAAUGCUGCCUAAACGCAGUUAACGCUUUGUCUGUGGUAUUUUUGCAUUGAAUGAACACGUGCAAAUGCAAUUCAGCGCACCAAAACAUCAGCUUGUUCCAUUAUCAAACUUUAAUAAUGAAAAUGAAGUAAAGGAAAUAGAGAAUCAUAAACAGAGACAGCUCGUAAACGUUGCGCUUUUUCAAACGUUGUGUGCUCCAACCAUAGAUUUAUGGAGAGCUAAUUCAAAGAAAUAAACAAAUAUUCUAAAUAAUGUACAUAAUAUAUAACUGUCAUAAAGUCAUAUUUCUGCCACUUUCCCACAAUUGAACGUGAAUAAACUACAAUGGGCACAAACACUGAAUUGUUUGUAUAUAACGAUUCAUUAUAUCAUCAAUUUAUUGAUUUAAUUAAGGCUUUUUAAACUAUUUGGGUGAAUGUUUCCGGCUAUAGUGUUAAGACUUGUGAUGAGUCUGACUGUAAAAAGAGCUGAUUUACCCUGAAUUAUAACUUUAUUGCUGGCUGACUGAUUGACUUAUCGUGGCUGCAAACCUGCAAAAAUCAUCCAGUGACAAUAAUACCUUAUACUACAUCCUCCGGUACAGUAGGUGGUGGUAUGCACUGUAAGCAAUGGUUGCACUGUCAUUAAACUAAAAAAGAAGAGGGGGAAGCAGACGAAGAAGAACAAUGUUCGUUUCCGGGAUCGUCACGCUGACAAACCAUGGUUCCAUAAUACGUCCAUGUGCUAGAUGUUAAACCGAGUUACCAUCACAACAAAAUAAUUGGUUACGCUUGCCAACGUGGUGGUGUUUUUGUUGAGGUAAAUAACCUUGUUUUGUUUGACUGAGAAUGCGUCUGUGGUUUGAAUCCAGUCUGCUUCCACAUUAUAGCGGGUGAAUGUGCCACUGGUGUUUUAUGUUUUGUGCCUCCUAUUUUCCGUUCGUUAUUUCUUAAAAGAAUGUUUGGUGAACGUUAAAGCUAUAUUUAAGAAAUGAUGACAGUAUACCUAAUGAUAAAUGAUCAAAAGAAAUUUUCCCGUUAAAGUCCCCCAUAUUAGCGGGAACAAGCUACUUAGAUGUGAGAACUUGCUGCAGUAUUUUUUUAAUUUGUAUAGGCUAUAUGACUUAUCUAUUAAUACCAAUAUAUGUUUAUUGUUAAAUCAUUCAAUUGGGUAUUGAUGAAUAAUCUUUAUCCCUGCUUAAUAUUAAUUUGUGUACAUUUGUCCCUGCUGCGAGUGGAAAUCUUCUGCGAGCUGUUCAUAUUGACAGUUGGAAUAAGAAGAAUGUAAGUGGUGUAUGUGAUGAAUAACUGUGAAGUGGUUGACUUGUGAUAAAAAGGAGAGUCAGCUGAAAUAUUUAUUGAAGUUUGGUCAAGGAGAAUAGAACGUGGUGACUGCAGGUAAUAUUUACCUUUGACAGAAUUUAGGACCUGCUCAAAUAUUCAGGAUUCUACAUGGGAAAGUUCUGUAGUCUAUCAAUCUCUCCAAGAUGUUUCCUGGAAUCCUGACUUUACCUCUUCCUAUACAAAGACACAGUUUGUUGUCUCUAUAAGUAUGGGGUCUGUGAAGUUUUCCGUGUGAGUCAGAAGCAAGAUACAGCCAGCCUCUUUGAAUCUAUCACGUGUGAAUGCACUGUAACAUCACUUAGAUGUGUAACAAACAGCUCAUUGACCACAGAGAUUCAUUGACUUACUUUUUUACACGCUCACAAUGAGAUUCUGUCGAAGACUUUGAAAAACAGCUGGUAAGUGUACCCUGAGUUAAGAAUAUUUGGUCAGUGAGUUGGUUAUGCCAAUAAAACCCUUCGCCUUUCCUGAUUGGUUGUUUUGUAUUGCCGAUGUCAUUGCUCCCGAAAAAGAGUGUAGAAUACAUGCUGUGCUAUAUUUCUGAUUUUGGUCUAUCCUGCUGCAGGAUCAAAUAAGCACAGGAAUGAAGAACAGAAGUGGUGGCUGUCUGGACAGUCGGCUCAGACCGAGAGUGGAGCAGUAUAUGACGACCUGCACCAGGGAAUAUGUGGACCUUUCAGCUAUGGCCAUGGAACUUCAAAAACUGUACAGAAUGGAGUAUGGCAGGAGAAACAAGACAGCUUUCAGGAUUCAAGUAGAAAAAGUGUAUGAUGCAAUCAUGAAGGACUCCGGGCUGAAUGAUCAGGAGAGCAAACACUUGGCUAAGAGAGCCAAGCACAGCCACAAUGACACUGGUGAUGACGGCAGCAGCUUAGGAGAGUCUUCUGACAGUGAUGACCACGUUCUGGAGAACACUCCCACCAACCACAUGAACAGCUCUCUUGCAUCUCUCUACCGGAAGGGUCACCCUGACUCCAGCAACUGCUCACCUAGGAGAGAUCAGCCUGCUGCCAGCUGUCCUGCCAGCACAGCCAACCUCCCUCCUAGUUCGGGGACGCUGGUUUCCACGGGAGGCUGGUUUAUUGAUAGAGGCAGAGGACCAGAGAAGAGCAACAUCCUUAUCGACCUGUGUGAAGAGGAGCCAACUAAUACAGCAACAAAUACAGAUGUGUCCAUGCUGGAGCCUGAGAAAUCUCACAAAAAGUCAAAAAAAAAGAUGAAGAUAUCCACUGAAACUACAGAGUCUCGAAUCCUGAAUAAGAAAGCAAAAUCAAAGUCACUAGAGCUGCAGUAUCCCACUCUGAAGUUUGAAGAUGUAGGAGGUAAUGAAGAGACGUUAACAGAGGUGUGUAGGCUGCUGAUCCACAUGCGUCACCCAGAGGUGUACCAGCAGCUGGGAAUGGUUCCUCCAAGGGGCUUCCUCCUUCAUGGACCUCCUGGCUGUGGAAAGACUCUGCUGGCUCAGGCUGUGGCUGGGGUGAGUACAGGGCUGGGUUGAGUACAGGACAAUGCUUGGGAAAUAGUGUUUUGUGUUCCUCAGUGCUUAAGGACAACUUUCUCGUGAGGUUAUGAAGCUAGAAAUGGUCUACAAUGGUAAUUCUUAGCUUCCCUUUGUUCCACUGUCUCGUGUGUAAUGCUGGGUGGUAUGACCAAAAAGUUUUAUUCCAGUAUUGUUUUAAGAUUCUGGCGCUUUCACGGUAUGAGCUCGGUAGAGUAGGUUGUCCAUUAACCAAAAGAUCGACAGUUCGAUUUCUGGCUCCUCCAGUCCACCUGUCCUAAGUGUCCUUGUGCAAGAUAGUAUUCCCCAAAAUGCUGCCGAAGGCAGUGCCAUCGGUGUGUGUGUGAGUGAGUGUGUGUGUGUGAAUGAAUAAUUAGAUUUGAUUCUGGUAUACUGAGUCAGUUGUGAUUUUAUUGUUAUAUUAUUAUACUUGGGCUAUGCAUCUUCUAUAGACCUUUAAUACUCCAAUAACACUCCUUCUGAAACAUUGUAGAGAUAAAGUGGUGUGUUUGUACAAAUUUACGAAUGGUGUAACGAAUGGUGUAACGAACCGAAACGAUCACGGAUUGAUCCGUGAUCGUUUCGGAUCAACCGUUUCGGAUCACCCCUCACGGUUCGGAUGACUUGUGAUCAAUUGAGUAUUUCUUUUUUUUUUACAGUUUAAUCAUCA